Messenger RNA from Paramecium sonneborni, 453 nucleotides. The record is from the annotation of a GenBank genome assembly. Lineage: Eukaryota; Ciliophora; Oligohymenophorea; Peniculida; Parameciidae.
AUGAAAGAGUCAAAAACAAAAAAUUUACAUCAAACAUUUGGAAAGGCAGAUAGAUUCCCUAAAUUGAAGUUCUACAGUGAAAACAUAAAUCUUAAUGAAAUACUCCCAAUAUUAAAAUCUCGUGGACCUACUUUUCCUAAGGGUUAACGAAUUAUGUUUAGUAGGAACUCUCAAACUCCUGGACCUGGAAACUAUAACAUAAUUAAAGUUAAAGUUUUUAAAAGUCCACCUAAACAACCAUAUAAAGUGAACAAAGAAUUUUUAGAUUAUAUGAAUUCUAGACCUAAAUCUGUUUCUUAUAAUAUUCCAGGACCAGGGGCUUAUUAUUUAGGCUCUACAUUACGAAAAAGAGGAAUUUCAUUCACUAGAGCUAGAACAGGAAGUAUGAGCAUUACUUAAUCUCCUGGUCCUGGGUAAUAUACUAUUAGUAGGCCAAUUUCUAGAGUUUAGUGA